Betta splendens (Siamese fighting fish) is the source of this 1168-nucleotide messenger RNA. RefSeq names its product trace amine-associated receptor 13c-like. Gene Ontology annotation, cellular component: membrane. Bases 1 to 984 code for a protein of 327 amino acids. Gene Ontology annotation, molecular function: trace-amine receptor activity. NCBI's taxonomy places the organism in Eukaryota, Metazoa, Chordata, Actinopteri, Anabantiformes, Osphronemidae. Gene Ontology annotation, biological process: G protein-coupled receptor signaling pathway. The record is from RefSeq and is a predicted model, not a curated record. The transcript has 2 exons.
AUGGAUACACUGAAGGAGCCUGAACUCUGCUUUCCACAUCUCCUUAACGCCUCCUGCAGGAAAUACGCUCGUCCUCACUCUGAGGCAAUGCUCAUUUAUGUUCUAGUGUCCUGCAUCUCUCUGCUCACUGCGUGUCUCAACCUGCUGGUCAUCGUCUCCAUUUCCCACUUCAGGCAGCUCCACACUCCCACCAACCUCCUCCUCCUCUCUCUGGCUGUGUCUGAUUUCCUCAUUGGUUUGAUCGUGGUGCCGUUCCAGAUGCUUUUAACAGAGCCCUGUUGGUUCCUAGGUGACCUGGUGUGUGUCUUGUAUUAUUUCAUACCUUUCAUCACUGUUCCUGCCUCAGUGAUAAACAUGGUGCUGAUUUCAAUUGACCGUUAUGUGGCCAUCUGUGAUCCUCUUCGCUACUCCACCAGAAUCACUCACAGCAGAGUUAAGCUCUGUGUCGUCCUGUGUUGGGUUUACUCUAUCUUCUACAGUUUUCUGUUUUUAUAUGACAACCUGAAGCACCCAGGCAGCUCUAAUUCCUGUUAUGGAGAAUGUGUCGUAAAUGUUAUUCUGGCUGCUGACCUGAUUUUAAGCUUCAUCGUCCCCAUCUCAGCCAUCAUCAUCCUGUAUGUGAGGGUGUUUGUGGUGGCUGUGUCUCAGGCUCGUUCCAUGCGCUCCCACAUUACAGCUGUUAAACAGCAGCGUUCACUGACUGUGACUGUUCAGAGAUCAGAGCUGAAAGCAGCCAGGACUCUGGGUGUGGUCGUUGCUGUGUUUCUCAUGUGCUACUGUCCAUUUUAUUGCGUUUCUCUCUCUGGCUCUGAUCUCAUAAUCAGUUCUUCAGCUAACACCUUCAUAGCCUUUCUGGUCUAUUUUAACUCCUGUCUGAACCCAGUGAUCUAUGUCCUUUGCUACCGCUGGUUCAGAAAGUCCAUUAAACUUAUUGUUACACUUCAGAUACUCCAGCCUCAGUCUUGUAAGGCCAACAUACUGUAGAGAAAAAAAAUGAAACUUUGCAUGUUGUAGUUGUGUCAUUAGAGUGGCUAUCCAAAUUAAUGAGCACUAUAUUUACUUAAUUUAAUGUACAUAUGCAAGAUGCUGAAGCCCCAAGUUUAAAAUUGUAAAAUAAUAAGGUAAAUGUCCCUGUUUUAAGUUUCCAAAUAUGAAAGUCAAAGUAAAA